GUGUUUCCGGCGAUCAUCUGGACGCUUCCUGCGAGUGAUCGACCCCGACGUCCUCGAAGGCUUGCUGCUGAAGUUGGCACGCUCGGACUUUCUGGGAGGUUUUGGGACAAUUUCAAGGCUUUCGUUAUGGGUUUCGAAAGAAAAAUGCUGAAUUACGGCGACCCAGAAGAGGAGGAGGAAGAUGCCCCUGAAGAAGAGGAGGAGGAGGAAGAAGAAGAGGUAGACCUGGUGGACCCCUUAGAAACAAUCCGUGCCAAGUGUGAGGAGACGGAACAUUGCGUGCACUACAAAGAGCGUCUGGAGCUCUGCGAGACCCGCGUCAACUCCAAAUCCAACACCACAGAGGAGUGCACAGAAGAGCUCUUUGACUUCCUGCAUGCACGGGACCACUGUGUAUCACACAAGCUGUUCCACAAUGUGAAAUAAUCUACCCACCACCUGCAUGAUCAAUGUAUCUGCUUUGACUGUAAAAUAAAGUACUUACAAAAUAUUCUAUAUUAAUACAUAAAUGUAUGAUGGUCCUGGGCUUAUCACAUUACAUAUAUUGUACGAGGCAGUUUGUACAUAGUCAAGCCUUGCUUGUACAGAGACUCUAGAGGUUCACACUUUCAAUGUGGUCUGGUAAUUUUAGAAAAGAGCAUGCAAGAACUUAUUAUUCAGGAUAUUUUUUUCCCUAUGACUAUGAACAAUUUAAUAAAAGGUGUCUUUGGUUACCAGUUCA
Syngnathoides biaculeatus (alligator pipefish) is the source of this 721-nucleotide messenger RNA. RefSeq names its product cytochrome b-c1 complex subunit 6, mitochondrial-like. Gene Ontology annotation, biological process: mitochondrial electron transport, ubiquinol to cytochrome c. The transcript has 4 exons. The coding region runs from base 127 to 426 and encodes 99 amino acids. Lineage: Eukaryota; Metazoa; Chordata; Actinopteri; Syngnathiformes; Syngnathidae. The record is from RefSeq and is a predicted model, not a curated record.